Messenger RNA from Teleopsis dalmanni, 1198 nucleotides. Its product is annotated as farnesol dehydrogenase-like. Bases 410 to 1183 code for a protein of 257 amino acids. NCBI's taxonomy places the organism in Eukaryota, Metazoa, Arthropoda, Insecta, Diptera, Diopsidae. The transcript is spliced from 2 exons. The record is from RefSeq and is a predicted model, not a curated record.
AAAAUUUUCUCAUAAUUAAUUUAAGUUCUCUUGAGCAUUGUGAAUUGCUGCUUCAUGCGUCUUUCCAGUAGAAGGAGUUCCAGUUUAAAAAAUGUUCAAGAGAUACGGUUGUCUCAAACGAAAAGCUCAAGAACAAAAUUUAUUCUCCCGUUAAGCACUUUUGAACUCCGUAUCUUUUAUUUUCUUUUCCGAACAAGUUUAAUUAUCAGUGCAACGUAAGUACAAGAUACACAAUCUUGAUCGAUGGGUGGUUAAACUCUUAAACUUGUUUUCAUUUAAAAUAUACAAAAUAUUUUCAUUUCAGUUAAGAAUUUGCACUCGAAGUGAACUGAACGUUGGUUUGUUAGACAGUUCUCAUUAAGUUCAUAAUUUUAAAAAAAAUAAUUAGUAACUAAUUAUAAUAUCUAACAUGCAACGUUGGCGUGGCAAAAUAGCAGUUGUAACUGGUGCCAGUUCCGGCAUAGGUUGGUGUGUAACCAAAGAUCUCAUAGAUGCUGAUAUGUUUGUAGUAGGUUUAGCUAGACGUGUCCCACAAAUGGAAAAAUUACGUUUGGAACUGGAAGAAACGAAACGUGAAAACUUUUAUCCACACGAAUGUGAUUUAGGUUCAUUAAGUUCUAUACAGGCAGCAUUUGCUUGGAUUGAGGAACGUUUUAAAAAAGUUCAUGUAUUAAUAAAUAAUGCUGGUAUGUCAGAGCAUUCAAAACUCUUAGAUGAAGGCAAUGAGGAAUUAUUGAAACGUAAUGUGGAUGUAAAUCUUAAUGGUACUAUAUUUUGCACUAAAGCUGCUUAUCGUCUAAUGAAAAUUGCCAUGAAUGCUGGAGAGGAAUGUAACAUUAUUAAUGUCAAUAGUUUACUUGGACAUCAAAUACCUUUACAUAUACCAGAUUGUGGUUUAAAUAUUUAUCCUGUUACGAAACAUGCACUACUAGCAGCAAAUGAUGUGUUGAGACGAGAACUCUAUGAACAUAAAUUGAUGCGUUUGUGUACAAUUAGUCCUGGUUUAACGCAAACUAAUUUUGGUGCUACAGCUUUUGAUGAUAAAACACUGCGCGCAUUGCCCACUGCUGAUGAUAUACUACAACCGGAGGAUGUGUCACGUGGUGUUGUAUUUAUACUUUCCUCACCCUUGCAUGUCACAAUUGCAGAUUUAGUGAUGUUGCCUUCACGUGAGAAGUACUGAGAUGUGAAAUAUACU